GUCCUGUCAGUGUGAUGGUGGAGCAACCAGGCACGUGACAGGGAGUGGAUAGAGAUUAUUUUGCCUUACAGCCCAAUGUAUGGCUAGAUCCCACACAACGUUCCAGUCAACCAAAGCCUCCGGUGAUAUUUCUCUAAGACUGCUUCUACCAAGGGCUCAACAUUCAGAGCCUCAUCUGCAGUAACCACAUAGCAAGAACAUGACGUAUGAUCUACACAACUCGUCGUACGACUUUUACAACGGCACGCCAUGGUUUAUCUACGACUGCACCAUCCAUCUAGAUGAGGAUGGCCGACGGAUCACUCUUUUCCUCCUUUACCUAGUGCUCUUCAUGGUAGGGUUGGCCGAAAACACCCUGGUGGUUUGGGUGAACUGGCGAAGGCGUCAUUCGGCAAAUGGCGUGCUGUUCUGUGUCAUCAACGUGAGCUUGUCCGACUUGAUGGUGGUCUUCACCAUGCCUUUCUUCAUGCUGGAGGUGACCAUGGACAAAGUUUGGCUGUGGGGCCGCUUCCUUUGCAAGGUCACGCACCUUGUAUAUGUCAUAAACUUCUACAGUAGCUCCUUCUUCCUGGCAUUCAUGACCUUGGAGCGAUACCUUACCCUGACGCGGCCCAACAAGCCCGCCUGCUUUCCGACGCAGCACAAACGCCGCUGGUUUCUCUGCACUGGGAUCUGGCUUUUGUCGCUUGUGCUGGCCUUGCUGGAAAACGUCCACGUCGACUUGUUGGAGUGGGACGAACCAGGCUGCUACAUGGUUCCUGAGCAGUACUACACGGAGUGGUACGUGUCGGUUUCCUUCCUCUGCCUGAUAUUCCAGUUCCUGGGUCCGGCUUCUAUCAUCAUCACCUGCAACGUCCUGAUCGCCCGAGCCAUCCGCACAGUCCCCGACAUCCAGAAUCGUCGGGAUGUGUGGUUGGUGCACGUGUACUCACUGGUCUUUGUGGCCUGCUGGCUACCGUACCAUUUGGUGUUGUUCUUGUUGACAGUGGACGACCUGGACCCACACCUGUUCUCCUGCAACACAGUCGGGGUGCUGUACUUCUCUUUUAGCCUCGUGCAAUGCUUGUCGCUCUUUCACUGUAUUGCCAACCCAAUCCUCUACAACUUCCUCAGUAAGAGCUUCCGCAACAAUCUAAUAAAUGCAGUGAUCAGCCGCAUCUCUUUACCGCCGACCAGUGCGCCAACUAAUGCUGACAACGCAGGGACAACGGCGGUAAAAGAGCGGAAGCUCAGUAACGCCAGCACAAGUCACUCCGACAUUGGCGCGUAAAGAGGGAAACUCGGCGAUUUGAUGAAACACAGCACAUGAAUGUGCUACGAAAAAAAUGCCUUGAUGAGGCCAUUGUUUUUGGUCAGUUGCCUGGUAACCAACCAUAUUGUCUCCUGUUUUUCUCACCUCAGUAUUGCUAACAGUACAAGGAAGGAAAUAUUGUCAACCUUUCGUAACCUUUAUUUCCACCGGUUCCUAUUGUCAUAUCUAGGAACUCCUUGACAAGUAAUAAAAGAGCUGUCCACAUGCCAGUAUUUGGACAAAGACAGUUUUGAUUGUUCUGCUCAACAAAAACUUUCACUUAGCUGUCCAUAUGCGCAAUAACAACACCUAGAGCUGUUUUAAUGACCUUUUAGCUCAGCAACUUGUAUAUAUUAUAAAUGUAAUUGGGAAAAAAUGAAUACAAUUUGUUUUAAAUAAUUUUUUUAAGGUUUGAGUGAAAGUGUCAAAUCAUGUGGGCUAAUACCAUUUCCUGAGGGCAUGUGCUGCUCCAAUGUCUAAAAAAUUAUUUUUCACUAUAGAAAUGUAUGUUGAAUAUAAAUAUGCUGUAAUUAACAUGGAUAAAUAGUGGUGCUGUGUUAAAAUGAUGUGAAUAUGACCGAAAUUUUACUGUUAAAAA
This is a messenger RNA of Carassius carassius (crucian carp), 1889 nucleotides long. RefSeq names its product G-protein coupled receptor 182-like. The transcript is spliced from 2 exons. Gene Ontology annotation, biological process: G protein-coupled receptor signaling pathway. Gene Ontology annotation, cellular component: membrane. NCBI's taxonomy places the organism in Eukaryota, Metazoa, Chordata, Actinopteri, Cypriniformes, Cyprinidae. Bases 200 to 1270 code for a protein of 356 amino acids. The record is from RefSeq and is a predicted model, not a curated record. Gene Ontology annotation, molecular function: G protein-coupled receptor activity.